This is a messenger RNA of Phaedon cochleariae (mustard beetle), 1944 nucleotides long. The record is from the annotation of a GenBank genome assembly. NCBI's taxonomy places the organism in Eukaryota, Metazoa, Arthropoda, Insecta, Coleoptera, Chrysomelidae.
AUGAGCACAUUCUCCAUUGGAGCUUCCAUAAACAUUAAACGUAGUGAUGGUAGAGUCCAAGCAGCAGUAGUCUCAUCAAUAGAUCAUGAUCUCAAGUGUGUCAAAGUGGAAUGGUUUGAAAAUGGUGAAACAAAGGGCAAAGAAAUCCAUUUUAGUAACAUAACAGCUUUGAACCCUGGUGUGGCAAUCUGCAAGAAAAGAGAAAACUACAGUUCAGGCUGUUUCAGUGUUGCUGAUGACAGUUUGGUCAACAAAAAUAAAAGACGGUUCUCUUCUCUCAACCAGGACAUCAGAUCUCAUUCUGCUAAACCUAGGCUGACUCAUAAUGAUUUCACUAAUGUUUCUACUGUAGCUACAGAAUUAGUUGUUGAAGGAAAACAUUUACCAAACACUACAACCAAUAGAUCUGUCAUUGAAAACCUUUCAAAAUUUAAAGAAAGUGCUACUGUGAAAAAACUGAAUAAAUUGGAGAAAAACAGAAUUGAAAGAAGAAAAAAACAUGCAGAGGUUAAAGCUGAAAAAGAAGAAAAUUUCAAGAAAAACCAGAAUAAUCCACAUUGGGAGCUGAUGAAUAUGAUAACUCAGUACCAAAAUUCCAUUGAGUUUAAACCUUUGUCAAGUAGAGACAUUAUUGAAGAACACUUGAUAACUGUAGCAGUUAGGAAAAGGCCUCUGAAUCACUCUGAUAUACAGAAAAAAGAAAUUGAUAUCAUCACUAUUCCUAGCAAGAACCAAAUCAUCAUUCAUGAACCUAAGCUGAAAGUGGACUUGACUAAGUAUCUUGAAAAUCAUGCUUUCACUUUUGAUUAUACUUUCAAUGAAAAUUGCACCAAUGAAAUGGUUUAUAAAUAUUCUGCCCAACCUUUGGUAAGAACAGUUUUUGAAGGAGGGUUUGCCACUUGUUUUGCUUAUGGCCAGACUGGAUCAGGAAAGACCUUCACAAUGAGCGGAAAUUCAGCAGAUUCCAACAGGGAAAAAGGAAUUUAUGCAUUAACUGCUACAGACAUCUUUAAAGAAAUUGUCUCAGUUAAAUAUAAGCACUUGAAUUUGAUGGUGUCCUGCAGUUUUUUUGAGAUAUAUGUUAAAAAAGUAUCUGACUUGUUGAAUGGCAAAAAAGUCUUGAAAAUUCUGGAAGACGGUAAGCAGCAAGUCCAGAUAGUUGGUCUAACAGAAAAGUGUGUAAAUUCAGUUGAUGAAGUCUUGCAAUUGAUAAAAUUAGGCAAUGAAGAACGUGCAUCAGGUCAAACCUCAGCUAACUUGAAUUCUUCAAGAUCCCAUGCCAUAUUCCAAAUUUACCUAAGAAGCACUGCCAACCCCAAAAAACUUCACGGGAAGUUCUCUUUGAUUGACUUGGCUGGUAAUGAAAGAGGGGCAGAUACUUUUUCUUCCUCGAAAAUAACAAGACUUGAAGGCUCAGAAAUCAACCAGUCAUUGCUGUCUCUCAAAGAGUGCAUAAGAGCUUUAGCUAGAAAGGGGGCCCAUCUGCCUUUUCGCGGCUCAAAACUAACGCAAGUUCUGCGAGAUUCUUUUGUGGGAGCCAACUCCAAGACCUGCAUGAUUGCCAUGGUGUCACCAGGUGUCAAUUCUUGUGAGAACACUCUGAAUACAUUGCGCUACGCCGACAGAGUCAAAGAGCUUGGUGGUGGGGAUGGCCACUUGAAUAAGUUGUCUGAUAAUGACAUAAAUGACACUGCUACAACUUUUUACAGUUCACACAGCAUGAGCGUCUAUCCCAAACAAAGAAGCUUCGAGCGGCCGGUGAAAGUGAGAUUGGAAGACAAGAUGGUGAAUAUGCAUAAAGAAGUUGUAGGAAAAUUGCAGAGGAGUGCACGAGAAGCAGAAGAGUUGCUUGUGUCUUCAAAGAAUGAUGUGGAGAAGUACAGUAUCAACUGGAAUCUGCUCGUUGAAGAUGUCAUCUCUUAUUUGAUGAAAGCUAAAAUGUGA